Colletotrichum navitas is the source of this 748-nucleotide messenger RNA. RefSeq lists its product as uncharacterized. NCBI's taxonomy places the organism in Eukaryota, Fungi, Ascomycota, Sordariomycetes, Glomerellales, Glomerellaceae. The transcript has a single exon. Bases 173 to 631 code for a protein of 152 amino acids. The record is from RefSeq and is a predicted model, not a curated record.
GCGAGACGUUAUCCGCCGAUGACGAGCCCCCACUGAUCUGCGCGAGGUUUUGGGUGUACCAAAGCGAGCCGGGGUGCUGCCAAGUUUUGUACGCAAAGGCUGCAGGAGGAGUGCAGGAGUGUGUCUGUGGUCUUUUCAUCAUGUAAUUUCGAAAGAAGUUCCAUGUACGGAUAUGCAGGCAGGUAUUUGCUCUCUGUCAGGUAAGGCCUCCUCCUCCUCCACAUCCGCCUUCUCCGCUUCCUCCGCACAGCCUUCGCUUGCGUGCACCAAGGCGGCCAUGGCCAUGGCUAGAAAUGGCCGCCCGUGCAAGAAGAGGUGGGGAGAGGAGGAAUUCAGUAAGAUUGGAGGACAGGGCACAUUGACGUUCACGAACUCGGCAAUGGAGGACCACGGAUCCGUUGAGCAUUUUGGGACUCCAUGUCCAUCGUCAGCUACAGGACCGCAUUCCGCCAGCAUCGGUGAGACGGUGAGGAUCACGACAGUGGUUCCAAGUGUGGUGAGUACCGGUAUAGUACAUCCCAUGCAUUCCCCAUAUCAACGAAGGCGGUCAUCGGGGACGAAGCCUGCAUGCUUCGGUGCGCGCGGAGAAGCAAACAGAAUGCGGAGAAGGCAAACGAUGCUCGCCAGCUGAAUUUUACUUUCUUGGAGAUUUUGCUCCGAGAACGGCCAACACCACGAGUCUCUGAAAGGAAAAGUAACCCCAGGGAAAGUUAUCAGUCGGCGACGUGGGCCCGUGGCGCGAUCUCGA